Messenger RNA from Ochotona curzoniae (black-lipped pika), 1258 nucleotides. RefSeq names its product charged multivesicular body protein 1b-2-like. The record is from RefSeq and is a predicted model, not a curated record. The coding region runs from base 1 to 621 and encodes 206 amino acids. Lineage: Eukaryota; Metazoa; Chordata; Mammalia; Lagomorpha; Ochotonidae. The transcript is spliced from 8 exons. Gene Ontology annotation, biological process: endosome transport via multivesicular body sorting pathway; protein transport; late endosome to vacuole transport. Gene Ontology annotation, cellular component: multivesicular body; ESCRT III complex.
AUGAUGCUGUACCCUUCUCAGUUCAUCGUUUCAGAAGAGCACUUAUUUAACUUGAAGCUUGCUGUAAAAGAACUUGAUAGGAAUGCCAAGAAAUGUGAUAAAGAAGAAAAAGCUGAAAAGGCCAAAAUUAAAAAGGCCAUUCAGAAAGGUGAUACAGAAGUUGCAAGGAUACAUGCUGAAAAUGCAAUUCGCCAGAAAAACCAAGCAAUCAAUUUCUUGAGAAUGAGCGCUAGGGUUGAUGCUGUGUCAGCCAGAGUUCAGACGGCAGUAACAAUGGGCAAGGUAACCAAGUCCAUGGCAGGUGUAGUUAAGUCUAUGGAUGCUACGUUGAGAAGUAUGAACCUUGAGAAGAUUUCUGCCUUGAUGGACAAAUUUGAACACCAGUUUGAAACCCUUGAUGUCCAAACACAGCAAAUGGAAGACACAAUGAGUAGCACUACAACCCUAACAACACCACAAAACCAAGUGGAUACUCUGCUUCAAGAAAUGGCAGAUGAAGCUGGCCUUGAUCUCAACAUGGAACUACCACAAGGUCAGACAGGUUCUAUUGGCGCAAGUGUUGCUUCGGUGGAACAGGAUGAACUAUCACAAAGACUUGCUCGUCUACGUGAUCAAGUGUAACUUGAAGAAUGAGUGCUUCUGCUUGCUUCUGAAGGGGUCGUUGCAUACGUGGGUGGAUUGUACUCCAAUUAGACUGAAAGUACUAUGCAUAAAUAUAGGAAUACUUAAACAUAUACAAAUACCAUUUGUAUAUAAUGUUUGCCUUUGCCUUGCUGUAUUUUAUACUUAAAGAAAUUCGAAGGAGUGUUCACCUUAACAGAUUUUGUAGUUGUGUAUAUUAGGUGCAAUAGGGAUAAGGAAUAUAUUUUUGUAAGAGAUGGCACUAGCUUCAUAUAUGUUAUACAUUUUCCUCAAAAGUCAGAUUAAAACAAAAAGCAUCAGAGUACUUCUAAAGUACUUCAUACAGAAUAUACAACAAAGUUUUUUUUUAAUUUUAAAGUUGUUCUUAAUCUCUGAUUUUAGUGAUAUGUGGCUCAUAGAAAUAAUUAAGAACAGGGAAAACUUGUUUAUCUAAUAUGUUUGCAUAGCCAAAACACCUCAUUUAGUGUCACACCAUGGACAAUGCCUGUUUGUGUGCCUUAUGUUUGUUUUUGUUUGAAACAAAGAUGUAAUUGACUUAAUCUGUUCAUCAACCUUUAAACUAUAUACAGUAACAACAUGAGUAUUGCUUUAGCCCUAUGAUUUUUUAAAAAUGUUU